This is a messenger RNA of Dromiciops gliroides (monito del monte), 1234 nucleotides long. RefSeq names its product coiled-coil domain containing 113 (gene CFAP263). The transcript has 9 exons. Gene Ontology annotation, cellular component: axoneme; ciliary basal body. Gene Ontology annotation, biological process: cilium assembly. The record is from RefSeq and is a predicted model, not a curated record. Lineage: Eukaryota; Metazoa; Chordata; Mammalia; Microbiotheria; Microbiotheriidae. Bases 49 to 1185 code for a protein of 378 amino acids.
CGAGGCUGCAGAAGGAGAAGGAGCAGGACGGCGAGGAGCGGCAGCGAGAUGGCGAGCGGCGAGGAGGAGACGGAUAGCGUGCCCACCUCCGAGUCCCAGUACGGGGAGGAAGUCGAGCUGCCCAUAAUCCAGCUCUGCGGCCUGGUGGAGGAGCUCAGCUAUGGAAACUCUUCCCUCAAAGUCGAAACGGAGAUGUUUGAGAAAUAUUACAAUAAGCUCGAGCCUCGGGAUCAGCGCUUUCCACGCAUGUCAGAUUUCAAAGCACCAGGAGCAGACUUUUCGCAGUUUCGGGGCAGGCGGAAAUCCAAGUCCCGGGUAACCGCAGAUCAUCUCAUUGUCCUCACGGUGGAUCAGAAGUGUGACCUGGCCGUGAGGGAACUAGAAGACGUCAAAGAAGAAAUGAGACAACUGAGGGCAAAUUCUGAGCGGGACCUCCAGCGGCACGAGGCCAUCAUAGAAGAGGCUGAAAUCCGAUGGGCUGAUGUUAAAAAGGCCGUGCAGGACUUUGAGAAAGAGAUUCUGAACACAAUAUCCAAGAAGCGGGGUAGCGCUGUGGCCACGCAGAGGGUGCUGAAGUACGUGGAGGACAGGAAUAUCCGCAGGGAUGCUUUGAAGGAUAAAUUGCGUUUGAAAAACCUUUCUCUCAAAGUCCAGAAGAAAAAAUUACUGACGCAGUUGAGACAGAAGGAAGAGGUUGGGGAGGCCCUGCAUGAUGUGGAUUUUCAGCAGCUGAAGAUCGAGAAUGUUCAGUUUCUGGAGAAUAUCGAUCAGCGGAAUCGAGAACUGAUACAGCUCAAGCUCACGGCGGGCAAUGCUCUCCAUGCUCUCAAUAUAUACAAAAGCAAGCUUUUGCGAGCGACAGAAACAGCUGUCCGGGUACAAAAGGAGAUCGCCCUGAGGAAGGAGAUACUGGAGAAAAUUGAGAAGGAGACCACACAGGCCGAAGAGGACCGGGCCAAAGCAGAAGUGCUCAAUAAGAAAUUGAGGAAGCAGUUGGCGACGUACAAAGUGCCCCACGUGAUGAUGUACGUCCACGAGAAGGUCACCAACUAUGAGCUGGAAAAGAGUAUUAAGGCGUGGGAGAGGAAAGUAGAAAUCGCAGAGAUGUCUCUGAAAGGAUACCGAAAGGCUUGGAAUAAAGUCAAGAUGGCCACUAGCCUCUUGGAGACAAGUGUUGUCCUGUAAAGUGGCCCGUGAGAAAUUUGACCUAAAUAAUCAAGAAAAUGAGAUUCAU